AUGAGCGUCUCUGGCGGAUCUUUGCAGAUGGUGGACUCCUUUUGGCUCCAACUCUGGUCGGAGGAGUUCCCAGCCGAGUGUGAAGCGGCCCGGAUGAAAAUCAGCGCCUCCAAAUCUGAAGAGGUGGUCCUCGGUCAGAAAAGGACGGAUUCCCCAAUUCAGGUCGGGGAAGAGUUCCUGCCCCAAGUGGAGGAGUUCAACCAUCGAGGGGUCUCGUUCACUAGCGGGGGCGUGCGCACCGAGCGACAAUCUAAAAGGCUUGUCGACGUUCCCGGGAAGAUCGAGAAGCUGACCCGAAAGGAUCAUCGAAUCUUAGCGGGAGACUCGCGACAUCCUCAAGAGAUCGGGAAGUGCGCUCGGGCGGCCCCGUAACCCCCACCCGGCACGAUGAGCGUUUCCCAAACGGAACGCCCGAAGCUAAAAUCCGCCGUGAGGAAAAUCCGAUGCGCCGCCAUGGUGGCCAGUCUGGCCAAGAGCUGGCAAGGUUGGGCCAACGAGCACACCGACAAGCAGGACGCCGCCCCCGCCGGGUGGAUGCCCUGCUCUGUGGGCCAGAUCGACAAAAAAGAGCGCCACCAUGUGGUCAAAGUUGCUACUAAAUCCCAGGAAAAGGACUCCCCUGACGCCAAUCCCAUCCGGAGCGUUUCCAUCUCUAAAACCGUUCAACCCAAACUUAGCGAGUGCGGCGGGGAACUGGUCAACAUCAUCCGUGGAAAAAUGGAGUCGGGUCCCGAGGAAAGCAAGACCUUCCUGGGAAAGGAGUCGCCCACCCGGAGGCGCCACAUGAGGGCGUUGAACGGAAGCGGCGGAGGCGGCGUCGUCCGUGACAAGAAGUUGAUGCUGCGGGAGAGGAAGCUGAGCUCCAGGAGCAGCAGCCUGGACACGGAGGACAGCGGCUUGGGGGACGAGGUGGCACCCGGAGACGGCGUGGACGCCAAGACGGAACCGACGGGCGUCGAGUGCAAAAAAGUCAGCAACAAGCCCAAGAUUAAGAUCGCCACCAUGGGCGACAUCAAGAGUCACUGGCAGCAGUGGUCGGACCAGCACACCGAGGGCCAGAAACUCAACCCCUUCAGCGAGGACUUUGACUACGACUACGCCAUGAGCCUCCGCCUGCGCAAGGGCGACAGCGGCUACGGUCGCCCCAAAGAGGGCUCCAAGACGGCUGAGCGGGGCGACCGUGCGCACAAGCACAUCCGCAGGGAGAUGGAGGAGAUGGUUUGGAUCAUCCGGGACAUGGGCUUCCAGGACCGCGAGGGCCGGACCGCGGUCACCUUCGGCCGCCUCUUCGACCGCUACGUGAAGAUCUCGGACAAAGUGGUCGGCAUCCUGCUGCGCUGCCGCAAGCACAAAAUGCUCGACUUCGAAGGCGAGAUGCUGUGGAAAGGACAAGACGACCACGUGGUCAUCACUGUGAUAGAAUGACGGGAACGCCUGGCGGCGGACUGGCAGCGACGCGGACACCACCGCGCUCGGCGGUGUCCACGAGGACUCGGCAGCACCAUUGGAGCGGUUUUUGUUGAAAGGUUUAGUCAGUAGUUAUCAAUCGGCGGUCCUCCAAAUUCCCAGUCGGGACGUUAACCCAAGUGGUAGAGGAAGCUUUUUGUACAGU
Messenger RNA from Syngnathoides biaculeatus (alligator pipefish), 1612 nucleotides. RefSeq names its product actin binding Rho activating protein a (gene abraa). The record is from RefSeq and is a predicted model, not a curated record. Lineage: Eukaryota; Metazoa; Chordata; Actinopteri; Syngnathiformes; Syngnathidae. Gene Ontology annotation, biological process: positive regulation of transcription by RNA polymerase II; positive regulation of Rho protein signal transduction. Gene Ontology annotation, molecular function: actin binding. Gene Ontology annotation, cellular component: sarcomere.